ACCCAAUAGAUCAUGAGGGUUCCCCAGGGAUUGGAAAGAGGGUCGUUGAGAGACCUCCUACUAGCUGGAACCCGAGGCUCUUUGGACAGCCGAAUGAUCCAGGCGAUCAAGGAGUCACGUGCGUGGAUCCAAUUAAAAUUUAAAGCUGUUUCAGUCAUCAUCAACGGGAUAUCUCUUCCCAUGAUGCAUCACCGAGAGUGAAGGGAAGAUGCGCUGCUCCUCUCCACCUCCCACACCCAUAGCCGGUCAUUCUAAUACAUACUGGUUAAUACGUGGAUAUGCAGCGCUAAGGAUAAACUGUAACAAAGGGUCCGGAUGGUAUAUAAACUCGUCCGUGGAUCAUCUUCUCAGUUCGCUUCGCGUCUUCGCUCAUAACACCAAUAUGAAUUACCACCAGUUAACGAAAGUGCUAUUGCUGCUAUCGUGUUUUGCUAGUGAUGCACUUGCUGGAUUGCUGCCGGGUGGUAGCGCCGGUGGAAGUGGUUACCAGUACAACAGACCCAAUGGAGCUGGAUUCGGUGGUCCAGGAGGAUUGUCUGGAGAUUUAGGAGGAGGUUUCAGGGGGAGACCCAAUGCUUUGUACGGAGCUCCAGGAGCUGGUGGAGACGCUGGUUUUGGUGGACGUCCAUCUGGCACUUAUGGUGCUCCUGGAUUCGGUGGUGAUGCAGGCUACCAAGGUGGUGGUGGUGGAGGCCAGGGUCGCGAUUAUGGAAGACCACAACCGUACAGCUUCCAGUACGAGGUAUACGAUCCCCCUAGUGGCAAUGACUACUCUCAACGAGAGAGCAGUGACGGUAACGUGGUAACAGGGGAAUAUAGAGUGCUCUUACCGGACUCGAGGACACAAAUCGUAAAAUACAUGGCUGACGAUGCGAAUGGAUACACUGCUGAUGUUCAAUACGAAGGACAGGCUCGAGCAGCUGGUGCUGGUGCUGGUGCUUAUGGAGCACCUGCUUAUCAAGGAGGUGCGGGAGGAUUCCAGGGUGGCUAUCAAGCACCAGCUGGAGGCGGACCUGGAGCUAGCAAUCAAUAUCUUCCACCACGUAACAACUAUCGGAAAUAAAUCGGCCCCAACAUUCAUCUCCAUAGAAAAAAGAAAGAAAAACCUGACAAAUUCCCGAAUGCUCGGCGACAACCGUCACGGACCUCCCUCGUUUUUACAGCUUUUUACUUCUUAAUACCACACAAUAUACUUACACCACUCAGUCACAUGCACAUUUAUAUAUAAUCACCUCCACUGGUAUUUAACGACAUAUAUAAUUAUGUAUCGAUUAGGAUAAUUUAAUCUCUUCUUUCUCAACGCACGUUUCGUAUACGCGCGUAGUUAUUAUUUUUAUGUAUACGUUUUAUACUUUGUACAUGGUAAUUUUUAUAUUAUCAUACAUACGCUUGUACUUUCUGCUAAGCGAUUGUCGAACUUAUAUAUUUGUGUAUGUAUUUAUACGAGC
Messenger RNA from Bombus pyrosoma, 1448 nucleotides. RefSeq names its product glycine-rich cell wall structural protein 1.0-like. The transcript has 4 exons. Gene Ontology annotation, cellular component: extracellular matrix. Bases 209 to 1063 code for a protein of 284 amino acids. Lineage: Eukaryota; Metazoa; Arthropoda; Insecta; Hymenoptera; Apidae. The record is from RefSeq and is a predicted model, not a curated record.